AGGAGAUUGUCAAAGAAAAAUUUGAUUCUUAAUUUUCCGGGUGUACUUUCGCCUAUGGCCAAAUAAUUAAGCUUAUUUCAAUAGUUUAUAACAUUUUUUUAUCACCAGUAUAGAACACAUAAGAGUAAUUCAAGAUUUUGUUAUUUAAUAAUUUCUUGAUGGUUUGACAAAAUUAUUCUUAAUCGGAUUCAAUUAUACAUUCCUGAAUGUUUUGAACAGACUCACUGUUACGUAUGGUCCUUUUAUUUAAUAAAUAACAUUUGUGGGAUAUUCAUAUUACUAUAAUGGUCGAAGAAAAAAGCAACUCAGGCCAAGAAAAGGUAGAGAAAAUUAGUACAAAUUCUGAACAAAAUAAUUCAGGAAAGCAGGGAGAAGCUUGGGGUUAUGAUUUAUAUCCUGAGAGACGUGGUACUUUUAAACCUAAAUUAGGCAAUAUUCUGACUGGAAAAGAAGGCAAAGAGAAUAUUGAGAAAUUAAAAUGUGAGAAAAAUGUAUAUGACUGUGUAAAAAAUAGCUCUAUUGUUAAAGUGAUGAUGGCUGCCCUUAAGAGCUCUGGUUGUCCUAUUGACAUCCGGAGACACAUAUCAUGCGAAGUUUGCGAUUAUUCUGUUAGUGGUGGUUAUGAUCCUGAAUUAAAUCAGAUUGUUGUGUGCCAAAAUGUAUCCACAAGACAAGGAAUGGUGCAAGGUGUUCUGGCGCAUGAAAUGAUUCACAUGUUCGACUAUUGUCGCAAUGAGCUUGAUUUCAAGAAUAUGGAACAUUUGGCGUGCACUGAGAUACGGGCUGCAAAUCUCACCCAUUGUUCAUUUACUAGUGCUUGGUCACAAGGUGAUGCUUCUUGGUCGAGGAUAAAGCAAGCACACCAGGACUGUGUAAAAACAAAAGCAUUAUAUUCAGUUAUGGCUGUACGGCAAAUUGGUAAGAGAGAAGCCGUAGACAUAAUCGAAAAAGUAUUUCCAAAAUGCUAUGCAGAUUUGGAACCUAUUGGUAGGCGAAUAAGGAGGAACUCGGAUGACAUGGUGAGAGCUUUUAAAGAGGCUGCAUAUUAUGGCUAUGAGUAAAUUACAGUUACAUCUGUUUGUAGGUUAGUUGAUAGAUAAUUGUACAUUAUGUAUAUAAUGUUAAUAGUUGAUAUUGAAUAUAAAUAAAACAAACCAAUUGAUUUAAAAUAGUGUCUUUUAUUUAUUAUAAUCCAUAAUUUAAUUAGAUAUUGUCUAAAAUCAUAGCUGUGUAUAAUACUGUCCCCCGUUCUUAGAUUUUUAAAAUUGUUCUAGAAUAAUUCCAUAGGCACGAUAUACGUUACAUUUAUUUAUUGGAAAUUCUUAAAAGGCACUAGUUUUUGUUUACACACAUAUUAUAUAACUAUUUGUAAAAAGGUUUAGAGCUCAUCACAUGCCUAGUGCCAAGGC
Achroia grisella is the source of this 1409-nucleotide messenger RNA. RefSeq names its product mitochondrial inner membrane protease ATP23 homolog. Lineage: Eukaryota; Metazoa; Arthropoda; Insecta; Lepidoptera; Pyralidae. Gene Ontology annotation, cellular component: extrinsic component of mitochondrial inner membrane. Gene Ontology annotation, molecular function: metalloendopeptidase activity. Bases 285 to 1061 code for a protein of 258 amino acids. The transcript has 5 exons. Gene Ontology annotation, biological process: mitochondrial proton-transporting ATP synthase complex assembly; mitochondrial protein processing. The record is from RefSeq and is a predicted model, not a curated record.